CUGGCUCCACGCCUCUUUGUCCACGCCCAUCCCCGAAACUGGAAGCGUAUAUAAGGAGGGUGGUCCUCAGACGCGCAACAAGUUUUGCCCACAGAUUUUCGUCUCGUCGUUUGUUCUGGACUCACCUUUGAAUAAAUCAAGAUGAAUUCCCGAAGCUUAGUGUGGAUACUAAUGAUGGCUGUCGCGGUCCAGGCUAGACCGUCUCCCCAGUCUGAUAAUUUUGGAGUCACCGAAGCCCUGGGCCAGGCCUCCGGUAUUGGGGCGACGCUGUUCUCGAGUGUCAUGACGACGGGUCGUGCCAUUGGAGAGCAACUUCGUGAUAUGGCUUCGGGCGCUUUGACCAGUGCUACCCAGGUAGCCCUCGGUGUCAACAACGCUGUGCGAGAGACGGCGGUCAGCGCCCUGGAAGGCACGCGCCAGGCUUUAGGAACUGGAGGAGAAUUCAUCGGGAGCUCUAUCAGGUCUGGUGGCAGAUUUGCCGCCGAUACCGUCAGAAGUGGUUUCCAGUCUACCCGCGACGCUACCAACGCUGCCGGUCAGUUUGUCGCCACUGUCGGCUCGAGUGCCCUCCAGUCCGGUAUUUCGACUGCCGAGUCAGCAGGGAAUUUAGCCAGAGGCGCCGUUGAGGGCGUAGGCAACUUAGCGAAUACAGCGGGUGAAACUGCAGGAAGGGUACUUUCCAGUGGCAUCGAGAACUUCAGUAAUCCUGGAAGAUUCUAAAAACAAGAGCUGAACUGGGAAAUGUCAAAUGCCACUCAUCUCCUUACGAUAACUUAUUGAUCGUCCGAACUGGAAGUCUUUCAGAUGCCUCUGUACUUUCCAGUUGUAUUAAGUACAAUUCUUUCCAGCGCUGUAAAUACUUAAGCUGAAAGAAAUUUUUAGCUGGGAAUAAGUUUCAUGAUCAUGAGCUGCACCAUAAUUAUGAUUAUGUAAAUGUAGCGUUAAAAUGACUCUAUCGACUAGAAUGUUAUAAUGAUAAAAAAAUAAUAUUAACCUAUUUUCAUGGCUUCAAGACUUUUAUUUUAUUUUUUACAGGAAUCAUGCCGUCAUUGUUGUUCAAAUAUUUGUAUAUUUCGUCGAAGGUACAUUUUUAUACUACAGACGUUUGUUUAGUCUAAUAAAUAUAACCGUAUUACCUUUA
Macrobrachium nipponense is the source of this 1141-nucleotide messenger RNA. RefSeq lists its product as uncharacterized. The coding region runs from base 142 to 720 and encodes 192 amino acids. The record is from RefSeq and is a predicted model, not a curated record. The transcript has 2 exons. Lineage: Eukaryota; Metazoa; Arthropoda; Malacostraca; Decapoda; Palaemonidae.